GGAGUAAAGAAGCAGCAGGAAUAUUAACCUACUAGUGGUUUUACUCUCCAAAGACCCAACUGAUUCUCAGAAUGCACAAGUGUGUCGGCGGAGUUUGUGUGUCUCUAAUUGUGUGCGCGUUUCUUACGGAAACACUCGGAAUGGUGAUUGCGGCCAAAGAGAAGAGAGGAUGGACCCUCAACAGUGCUGGGUAUCUCCUCGGUCCUCGUCGUAUUGAUCACCUUAUACAGAUUAAGGAUUCUCCCAGUGCAAGGGGGAGAGAAGAUCUGCUUGGUCAAUAUGCCAUAGACAGCCACAGGAGCCUUAGCGACAAGCACGGACUGGCAGGGAAGAGAGAAAUGCCCAUAGAGGAAGAUUUCAAGACAGCAGCUCUGAGGAUAUCAGAUGAGGAUGUUGUCCAUACUAUCAUAGACUUUCUUUCUUACCUCAAAUUAAAAGAAAUUGGAGCCCUCGACAGUCUGCCUUCCUCUCUCAUGUCAGAGGAAAUAAGUCAACCCUAAUUUUGACCGAAUCCAGCAUUGACACACCGUGACCUCCACCGCGCCCGGCUGAAAUCGCUCUGAGGCUGUAUUAACGUUCAAAGCCUUCUCCACCACGCUAACCUGUCAAUAUUACCACGUAACUUUAAUCUGUCAGAAUCACUUGACGGCUGAUGUGGAGAUGGAUUCAAAAAAUAAAACUCAUAAAUGGCAUUCGACUCACCUUAUUGUCGGUCUUAUUAUCUUUUAUUUUAUAUUCAUAGAAAAGGCAAUAUCCAUGACAGACUAUUACUUUUUUAUUUUCAAAGUAUAAACACACCCAUGUAACCUUUCAUAACAAUUCAAUUCUCCUAAGACCUAAGGUUACUUCACUAUUUUACUUCUUACAUACAGGUGGAAACAUGAAUAAUUUAUACUGCAGGCUGUUCUUCCGGUCUUAGCUUCUCAGCGGUCAUCUGGCACUCGGACAAUAUG
Molecule: messenger RNA, 953 nt
Organism: Sinocyclocheilus anshuiensis
Lineage: Eukaryota; Metazoa; Chordata; Actinopteri; Cypriniformes; Cyprinidae
Gene: gal
Product: galanin/GMAP prepropeptide
Exons: 7
Coding region: 72-500 (142 amino acids)
Biological process (GO): neuropeptide signaling pathway
Cellular component (GO): secretory granule; extracellular region
Molecular function (GO): galanin receptor binding; neuropeptide hormone activity
Source: RefSeq, a predicted model, not a curated record